This is a messenger RNA of Schistocerca serialis cubense, 5540 nucleotides long. RefSeq names its product cullin-1 (gene Cul1). Gene Ontology annotation, molecular function: ubiquitin protein ligase binding. The transcript has a single exon. The coding region runs from base 369 to 2690 and encodes 773 amino acids. Lineage: Eukaryota; Metazoa; Arthropoda; Insecta; Orthoptera; Acrididae. The record is from RefSeq and is a predicted model, not a curated record. Gene Ontology annotation, cellular component: SCF ubiquitin ligase complex. Gene Ontology annotation, biological process: SCF-dependent proteasomal ubiquitin-dependent protein catabolic process; protein ubiquitination.
UUACUUGCACACAGUGAUGGUGGUGGUUGAGGUUAACAGUACGAUGCAAGAAGAAUAGAUUUUUUGUUUAGUACAAACGUGUGUAGUUCGCUCCUCCAAGGAAGAAGCAACUGCUAAGAAAAUUGCUUUUGCAUUUGGAACAGAAUAAAUGUACUAGUGAGUUGUUACGAAGUUUUAUACGGUUAAAGAGCUGGACGUUAUGUGGUGAUUACAUCUUGGACCCGACGCAAGUUUACAAACUUCCUGAUCCACAUAUCAUAAUGUGUAAUGACUGAGCAACAGCGGGUUACCAGAAUGAAUGCAAAUCGUAGAUUUUAAUGUAUUCCCUGUAAUAACUUGAGUAACUCUUCGCUUAUCCUGUGUGUAAGAUGUCAGCUCAUAAAAGCCAUGGCAACCCUUCAGGCCUGAAGCAGAUUGACCUCGACCAAAUCUGGGAUGAUCUGAAGGAUGGCAUCGAACAAGUUUAUAAUCGCCAAGGUAUGCCAAAACCUCGAUACAUGGAAUUAUACACCCAUGUGUACGAUUACUGUACAAGCGUUCAUCAGCAAGUUAGUCGCCCAACAAACAAGCCAAAGAAAGGACAAGUAUCAAGUGGUGGUGCACAGCUUGUGGGUCUGGAGCUGUAUAAAAGACUCAGAGAAUUUCUAAGAAAUUAUCUUGUCAAUUUACUCAAAAAGAUGAAAAUGGAUGGUAUAGAUCUCAUGGAUGAAGAUGUACUCCAGUUUUACACGAAACAGUGGGAAGACUAUCAAUUCAGUUCAAAGGUGCUAAAUGGAGUUUGUUCAUAUCUGAAUAGGCACUGGGUUCGACGAGAAUACGAAGAAGGUCGUAAGGGUGUGUAUGAAGUGUAUCAAUUGGCAUUAGUAACCUGGAGAGAUAAUUUAUUUAAGCAGCUGAAUAAGCAAGUGACAAAUGCAGUUUUGAAAUUUAUAGAAAGGGAACGCAGUGGUGAGACAAUUAACACAAGACUUGUGAGUGGCGUUAUAAACUGCUAUGUUGAAUUGGGCCUCAAUGAAGAAGAUCCAAAUGCUAAGGGGCGAAAUUUGUCAGUCUACAUGAAUUCUUUCGAAGAUGUAUUUUUGGAAGAUACAGAAAGAUUUUAUACCCACGAAAGUACCGAAUUUUUGCGCCAGAAUCCAGUUACAGAGUACAUGAAAAAGGCAGAGCAGCGUCUUCUAGAAGAACAAAGAAGGGUACAAGUGUACCUUCAUGAAACAACAUUGGAGAGAUUAGCCAAGACUUGUGAAAGAGUACUGAUUCAGAAACAUUUAGAAAUAUUCCAUGCAGAAUUUCAGAAUCUGCUUGAUGCUGACAAAAACGAAGAUCUUGGAAGAAUGUAUCAAUUGGUGGCACGGAUUUCAGAUGGUCUUGGUGAAUUACGUAACUUGCUUGAAAUUUAUAUUGUAAACCAAGGCCUUGCCGCUAUUGAUAAAUGUGGUGAAAUGGCUAACAGUGAUCCUAAAGUUUAUGUCAACACUAUACUGGAAGUACAUAAGAAGUACAAUGCCCUGGUUUUGACAGCUUUUAAUAAUGAUUCUGGAUUUGUUGCUGCCCUUGACAAGGCAUGUGGGAGAUUCAUUAAUAGCAAUGCUGUCACUCGUCAGGCAAACAGUUCAUCAAAGUCGCCUGAACUACUUGCUAAGUAUUGUGAUUUGUUGCUAAAAAAGAGCAGUAAAAAUCCCGAAGAGGCAGAGCUUGAAGAUACUCUGAAUCAAGUCAUGGUAGUAUUCAAGUAUAUAGAAGAUAAAGAUGUUUUCCAAAAAUUUUAUAGUAAAAUGCUGGCAAAACGUCUUGUACAGCAUAUGUCUGCUAGUGAUGAUGCUGAAGCAUCGAUGAUAUCUAAACUAAAGCAAGCAUGUGGAUUUGAGUACACUUCAAAAUUACAGAGAAUGUUUCAGGACAUUGGUGUAUCAAAAGACUUGAAUGAGACCUUCAGAAAGCAUUUGGCUAAUUCAUAUGAACCCCUGGACAUAGAUUUCAGUAUUCAAGUUCUUUCGUCUGGUUCCUGGCCAUUCCAGCAGUCAUUCACAUUUUCUUUGCCAUCAGAAUUGGAACGUAGUGUUCAUCGCUUUGCAACAUUCUACAGCAGUCAGCACAGUGGGAGAAAACUUAGCUGGUUGUACAACAUGUCAAAAGGAGAGCUCGUUACAAACUGUUUCCGAAACAGAUACACACUUCAAGCCUCAACUUUUCAGAUGGCAGUUUUACUGCAGUUUAAUGUAAGUGAAGUAUGGGUAUUGCAGCAGCUUCAUGAAUCUACUCAAAUUAAGCUUGAUUUUCUGAUCCAAGUUGUUCAGAUACUCUUGAAAGCAAAGCUGUUACAGUCGGAUGAUGAUGAAAGUGAAUUGCAGCCAAGCUCUGUUAUCUCCUUGUUUUCGGGUUAUAAAAACAAGAAACUGCGAGUUAAUAUCAACAUACCUAUGAAGACUGAAUUGAAAGUAGAACAAGAGACCACACACAAACACAUAGAAGAAGACCGUAAAUUAUUAAUACAAGCAGCAAUUGUCCGAAUAAUGAAAAUGAGGAAAGUCCUGAAGCAUCAGCAACUUGUGGCAGAAGUUCUCAACCAGCUGUCAUCAAGAUUUAAGCCCAGAGUUCAUAUUAUUAAGAAGUGUAUUGACAUACUGAUUGAGAAGGAAUACUUGGAAAGAACGGAGAGCCAGAAGGACACUUACAGUUAUCUUGCUUGAUUACUGAGCAACCAUUCAUAAUGAAGUGUUCUCUCAUUGUGCAUUUGAUAUGGAGGCGUAUUAUGUGCAAAACUUAAUGUUUGUCUGAGACACUGUUAACUAUAAAAUUGUCAUGACCACAAUUCUACUUGUAGAAAGUGAAAGUAAGAAAUAUACUUAAUCUCUUUCCAUUCCUCUGUUGGUUUUCAUUUUAUAGAAGCAUGGUGCAUUACUUUUUUUACCAUUAUAAUUAAAAGUUCCACAUUUCAAACUGUCAGUUUGUGUGAGAAUGUGUAUUUUUGUUUCCGAGUCUUAAUCAUUAUUUUUUAUUAUCCUGUAGAAUUGUAAAUAAGUGUGCUAUACUACAUUCAAAAUGUUGUAGCCCCCCUAUGUAGUGAAUAAAAUGUGAUGUCGAAGUUGUAUUGUGAACCCAAUUUACAGUUACUGCUUCACCUGUACCCUAAAAAAAUUACUUUGUGUCUACUGUGCAUAUCGUUCAUGUUUUGCUGACGUGCAAGAUCUUAAACGUAACGUAUAAGAAUAAUUAAGUUAAAUAAAUGUGGAAUUUUGUGGUAUCUGUGCUUAUUGUCCAUAUAACAAUAACUACUUUUUGCUGUUGUGAAUGUGUAGCUACAAAAUAAAUGUGAUGCCUGCAAAACACACAGUCCAUUUGAAUAAGAAUUAUUUUGUUAGCAUAAAAAUAUUUUACACACUAUGUGACUUUUCAUUGCAUAGGCCUAAAAACUUUUGAAAUAAGUAAAUCAACAUGCAGCUCUUUUUAUCUAGUGCUUGUAAUGGUUCUCUCAAUGUGAAGACUAAAAUUCUUAAAGUUCCCCAUAUCCCUGUAUGAUGUUGUUGGCUGUUGCUGUUUCCCUUGCUUGAUUUCAGUUCAAAUGGGGAUGGCGUUUUCCAUCCAUAUAUUUUAUAGCUGAUUAAGAAUAAUAUGCUUCUGCCUGAAAAGUAAUGUGUGACAACAAUUUCUUGGGACGUGGAAUCAAGAACAUGUAAUUCUGAUUGGCUGUAUGAGUGAUAUUUUUCUGGUUUAUUGCCCUAUUAAUAGGUGAGUGUUCUGUACUUGGUACACACAAAUGUAUUUAAGUGUUUGUUAGACAUUAUAAAUAAAUGUUGUGGCUCCAUUUGCAUAAAUGUGUGCAACAAAAAACAAAUUGUGUCUUUAUGUGAAAAUAAAUUAGCCAAGAAAUCAAAUUCACAAUAAUUUUUUUAACAAAUUUAUCUGUGAUUGUCAUUUGUUUUGGUGCAGCUUGCUGCCAUAAUGUAGUAUGCCAUUACAAAUUGUGUUACUUUUUAGGCUGACUUUUCUGUUUUGCAGUGGGAAAGUGUUUGCCAUUUUAACACCUGUAACAGAAAUGCAAGUACAGAAGAAAUCCGCUUGCGAUCUCUCUUGUAUUUUCAAUAAGGUUCAUCUUCCUGCUCAGCUUGCUAUAUUGUGUAUGGUACGUUUGAGAUGCCGACCAAAUGGUUCUGUUGUACGCCUCAUAAUUCUUUGUAGCCUAAGAGAGAAACUUUCAGUGGCUCUGCAUGUAUUUUAUGUAAUUACGAUGAUGGUCUGUGCUUUGUCAAGCUACUGGAAUUAGUUUCUCUCCAAUACUUAAUCUAGUUUAUCAUCAUUUCACCUAUUCUUUACUGCACAAGUCAUUUUGCUUAUGUUGCUUUAAAAACUGGUAAUAACACAACUAUUCAUUUAAUUAGAGUUUCACAUGUUUCCAUACACGUAUCACUGUAAACAAAUAAUUUUGUAUUUGCUAUCAAAUAAUUAUCUUAUGUGUUGGAAAAUCAUUCUCUUUGUUUUUAAUGUGUUUCCUCUAAUCCUCUUUCUCCAUAUUACACUCAAAGCUUAUUACGUGAACCGCCUUCUCAAAAACCUUCCUCAGUUAACACCAGCAAUAUAUACAAUAAGAAUUGUAAAUUCUGCAGAAAUAUCCUUAUAAACGUUUCCUUCUUUACAUAAAAGUCUUGUUAUUGUUAUGCAAAAGAAUCUGUUGUCUGGUCUGAUACACCAUAUCACAGCCUGUACAUGAUUCACUGUGAUAGCUUAGUUUAGGAUUACAGGUUAAAUAGAAUGAGGACAUAUGCAUUGUCUGUAAAUGGUCGUAAGAUGUACGUCAUUUAAAUAUUGACCUUUCUGAUAAAAUGGAAUUCCAACGUCCUCGGAUAUGUCCCUUUAUUUCUAUUAUUCUUUCAAGUAAAUGUUAUAGUGUUAAUACUAAACUGAAACAUGAAAGACAUGUAAUUCUUUGCCUUUCAGCACUUAUGUUGAACUGUGUAAGUUUAUGUACUCAUGAUGUGAUCAAAUAAAUGUUUGGGAGCUAAAAAUUUAUAAAAAUCCAAACAUGUUUUAGACAAAUUGAAUAUAUAUGUAUUCACUCUUUAUGUACUGUACAUCUCUUCCUUCAUAAAUUGAUGGGAUAUAGCACUUUGCUUGACUGCUAUCAAAGAGAGUCAUCACCACCAGAGUUUAUAUUUGAAUAGUGUUCACAAAUUUGUUUAGGCAAACAGCAAUAGCUUUAUUUGAAGGUCCAGUUUGUGUUAUUUCAUCAAUUUAAGUGAGAAAUGCUUUGCCUCCACUGAAUUUAAUGUCAGAUAAAACAAAAGUGAUUGAUCGCCUUGCCAAUUUUGUAGUGAAUGUUUCUUGUAUUUGUAGAAGAUUUGGUGGUCUCUUGACUGGCUUGUGGAUAUAAUUGACAUAGCAUCAUUCAGUCCACAAAAUGUUCUUUACAUCUGAAAUCAGUCUAAACGUUAUUCUGUUAAAAACUCUCGCAAGAAGCCUUGUAGUGUAGACUUGUAUAUGCACCUACACCAUAGAGUAUUGAAAGUUCAUACAGAAAUAAAUUCACUUUUAACCUGUUUCAA